CUCCACCAAAAAGUCGCUGGUCGCGAUAAGAAAGUGUUUGCGCGGUUUGCACCCCCGAGCGGCGCCAUUGCCAAUCGGCGGCGCAUUUCUAUUUCUACCAGCCUCGAUCUUGCAACUCGCAUGGACUUCGUACGCAGAUUUGGGCUGCUGUCGAUUGGGCGGCCGCGGAGGCCUCCAGGAAGAUUUACACCAUCACAUUACCUGCGACAUGUGCGUUUCAAUUCAGGGGCACCAUCGCCAUUACCUGGGUCGAGCAGUAUUGUCUUGCGCGACUAUCAGGAGGAAUGCAUACAGUCAGUAAUUGAAUACUUGGACAAAGGACAUCGAAGGCUAGGGAUUUCACUGGCUACUGGUGCCGGAAAAACUGUCAUUUUCACGCAGCUCAUUAACAGAAUACCACCACGUGAUGCAAGGGCAACCAAAACUAUGAUCAUUGUUCACCGACGUGAACUGGUUGAGCAAGCUGCGAGGCAUUGCCGCCUUGCUUACCCCGACCUGUCUGUGGAGAUCGAGAUGGGAAAUAAUAAAGCCACGGGUCAUGGGGAUAUCAUCAUCGCCUCGGUGCAGACACUUGCUCGUGGGCGCAUUGGGAAGUUUGACCCUGCUGAUUAUAAGCUCAUCUUGGUGGAUGAAGCGCAUCACAUUGUUGCGCGGUCUUAUCUGGAUGCCCUGGCUCACUUCGGGUUGAGUGAGCCUUCCCCCAAUGCUCCUGUAUUGGUCGGUGUCUCGGCGACAUUUUCACGAUUUGACGGUCUCAAGCUGGGAGCCGCAAUUGACCAUAUUGUCUACCACAAGGACUAUGUGGAUAUGAUCGAAGAUAACUGGUUGGCUGAUGCGGUGUUUACCACCGUCAAAUCUGGUGCCAAUCUCUCCAAAGUUAAGAAGGACAGCUUCGGGGAUUUCGCCCUCGGGUCACUGUCAAAGGCGGUUAAUAAUGCGAACACGAAUAAUAUCACUGUGCGCGCUUGGAUGGCGAAUGCCGAGGAUCGAAAAUCGACACUUGUAUUUUGCGUGGAUAUCGAACAUACACAACAGCUUACUGCGACCUUUCGCGAGCAGGGCAUUGAUGCGCGAUACAUUACUUCCAACACCCACAAAAACGUCCGCGCGGAGCAAAUAGAGGCUUUCAAAAACCAAGAAUUUUCAGUGCUCUUGAACUGUGGUCUUUUCACAGAGGGUACUGAUAUCCCAAAUAUCGACUGCGUUGUUAUGGCACGACCAACUCGGUCUCGUAACCUCCUCAUUCAGAUGAUAGGGCGAGGACUACGCUUAUUCCCUGGCAAGAAAAACUGUCAUGUAAUUGACAUGGUAGCAUCCUUGGAAACAGGAGUUCUAUCAACCCCAACCCUAUUUGGCCUUGAUCCAAAUGAGGUUUUCGACAACACCACCGCAAAAGAAAUACGAGAAAGCAAGCAAGAAGAGAGCCCACUGGAGUCAUCUACACUCGUGGAAAAUGAUGUCGACGAGGACGUGCAAUUGCAGUUCACCAAAUACGACAGCAUCUACGAUCUUCUCGGUGACACACGAUACGAAAAGCAUAUCAGGUCAUUAAGCAGAUACUCAUGGGUGCGUGUCAGUGAAGAUAAGUAUAUACUCUCGGAUUCAAGUGGGUGGUUAGCUCUUGAGAGAGAAAAGGGAACAGACGGGUUCGCCGUGCGUCAUGUCAUGAAAUUCAAGGACCCCGUCACGGAGAAACCGUCAUUCACCAAGCCACGACACAUCGCCUCCGGGCCGGAUUUGGAGACGGCUGUACGCGCAGGUGACACAUUCGCCAGCAGUAAAUUCGAAGAGCACUACAUUUCUUCCGGGAAGGCGUGGCGGCAGAAUCCAGCGACAAGCUCUCAAAUUCAAAUGCUGAACAGAGCUCGCAUUCGAACAGAAAAAGUCAGCCAGGAAGGACUAACUCGUGGCCAGGCGGCUGACAUGAUCACGAAGUUGAAGUUUGGAGGCAAGAAGAGAUACGAAACGAUGCUGACACACCGGCGGAAGACUCAGCAAAAGGAAGAGGAGAUUGCAGAACUGCGAAGGAGAACUGAUGUCAAGGUUGGACCUCUGGUAGGAUAG
Penicillium waksmanii is the source of this 2064-nucleotide messenger RNA. Its product is annotated as DEAD/DEAH box helicase. NCBI's taxonomy places the organism in Eukaryota, Fungi, Ascomycota, Eurotiomycetes, Eurotiales, Aspergillaceae. Gene Ontology annotation, molecular function: ATP binding; hydrolase activity; DNA binding. The annotation marks the transcript as partial. The record is from RefSeq and is a predicted model, not a curated record. The transcript is spliced from 2 exons.